Talpa occidentalis (Iberian mole) is the source of this 679-nucleotide messenger RNA. RefSeq names its product regulator of G protein signaling 21 (gene RGS21). Lineage: Eukaryota; Metazoa; Chordata; Mammalia; Eulipotyphla; Talpidae. The transcript has 5 exons. The coding region runs from base 180 to 638 and encodes 152 amino acids. The record is from RefSeq and is a predicted model, not a curated record.
UUCCCACUUUGAAAAAUUUCAUCUAAAAGAAGCACAGAUUCGCCCAUCCAUUCUGUCAACAAAGAAGGUAUCAAGAGAGCAAGAAGGAAAGUGAUUUCCCCUACAUCUCAUUCGUCUUGAAGAUCAGUCAGAAAGAGAAAUUCGGCAUCAUCUGUGACAGUCAGACAGUGGAACGAAAAAUGCCAGUGAAAUGUUGUUUUCACAGAUCACCAAGGACAGAAGGGAUGGCAUGGUCUGAAAAUAUGGACACACUUUUAAUGAACCAAGCUGGUUUAGACGCUUUUCGAACAUUUCUAAAAUCGGAGUUUAGUGAAGAAAAUGUCGAGUUCUGGCUUGCCUGUGAAGACUUCAAGAAAACCGAAAGUACAGAAAAAAUUGUUUCCAAAGCCAAGAUGAUUUAUUCUGAAUUCAUUGAAGCUAAUGCCCCUAAAGAGAUUAAUAUUGACUUCAGUACCAGGGACCUCAUCUCAAAGAAUAUCACAGAACCAACUCUCAAAUGUUUUGAUGAGGCUCAGAAGUUAAUCUAUAGUCUCAUGGCCAAGGAUUCUUUUCCUCGAUUUCUAAAAUCAGAGAUUUAUACAAAACUGGUAAAUAGCAAACAGGUUGGGAAUAAUAAAAAAUGGUUCCCUUUCUUGUAAAGAAGGUAAAUGACAAAUACUAAUCAGAUUAUGAUUUGGGG